Molecule: messenger RNA, 1716 nt
Organism: Exophiala spinifera
Lineage: Eukaryota; Fungi; Ascomycota; Eurotiomycetes; Chaetothyriales; Herpotrichiellaceae
Exons: 5
Coding region: 1-1716 (571 amino acids)
Source: RefSeq, a predicted model, not a curated record
AUGAAGGCCGACCAGCGUGUAGCUACUGCCAUCGCCACGGCUUCAGAUGUGAUUACCGCGACCACACUAGACAAAGGCUUUAGUAAUGAUCAGAAGCUCGACCUCCUGCUGGAGCGCCUUUCCCGAUUUGAAGAGAGGAUAACUCUCCUCGAAACUUGGAGUAGCAAUACAGAUGGCCAGACCGCAGGAUCCUGGAGAUAUCCAGACCCUCCAGGAGCAGGACGAAUUUCACCAGAGACUCAGAACGUGCUGACUCAAAUCCCUCCGUAUCAGCUGGAAGCCGAUGACCUGCAGCAAGGCAUGACUAUCAGCCGGUCUCAUAACGCCACGGCUCAUUACAGCAAGCGCGUCUCCCACUUUGGCGACAAAGCUGAAGGUGACAUUUUGACGGUGUUUGAUGACGAUCCAAAGAGAGCACGAUACGUUGAAAAGACACCUCUGGAGUGUGAAGAAUUGAGAAGUCCUAUCCUUGACAUCUUGUCCGAAACCGAGCCUACCAAAGUUAGCGACGUGGUGCCGUUCGUCGAGGACUUCCUCGACCAUCUUUUUGACCUGUAUCCCAUCACGUGUAGCGAUACCGUCCAAAGGAUGGUGGAAAUAGUCAAAACAGACGGGUUUCGGGACGACAUCAGCUCCUGCUUUGUCCUGCUCAUCGUCGCCCUUUCAAAGGCGUACAGAAGCAACGCACCUGUGCACGCCGGUCUGGCCGACUUCCAGCGAGCCAGCCAAAUCCUCAGCCGACUCAGUAGUCAGUCAAGCCUCGAAUAUGUCAUCGUCCAAGUCAUGUCGGCUCUGUUUCAACUGAAGAUGGGACGGCUUGUGAACUUUUGCAUCACAGUCCACACAGCGUGUGAUGCACUCUCUACUCUGAUCAGACGAGACCGUUCCACGAAGACGAUACGUAACCAGUUGGACCAAAACAGUAUUAGGCGCAUGUACUGGAUUUGCUACAAUUUUGAGCACGAGGUGCUGAACGAGGUUGACAGCUCUCUUCCUCAGAGUUCUCUGUAUCUUCUAGAGGAGAGUCUCGCUCUGCCCCUUGGCUGCGACGCGUCCCCAAGGUCCAGCAUGCAAGUUCAAAUUCGCGACGCCUUCAUGUUCUUCCUCGCAGAGAUGUCGCUUCGCACGACCCUCGCGAGGAUAAUCGCGCUUCCGUCCGUCGAGAGCAACAUCGACACCCCGGGCGCAUCGUUCGAUCAUAACCUGGGAGUCGCCGCAGAGGUCUCGCCGCUCACCAGGGAACUUCGGAGCCAGCUGGACGGAUGGGCCGCACGUUUGCCAGACUGCCUCGGUUGGUCGCCAGAGCCAGGGAAAGGCGUUUCGUCGCCUUUGGCGAGACGUCUGAAGUUGCUCUACUGGUUUGCCAGAUUCGCCCUGUACCGACCGCUCAUCCUCGUCGCACAACAGCAUCCGACGCUUCGUCUGCAGAAUCUCGAAUGGUCUAUACUGCACGAGGGCCUCCUUUCCGCACUGACCUUGGUGAGGGCUUUUGUGACUGAAGACCCUGACGUUGAUAUAUUUGAGGGAAAUAAAAUUCUGUCAGCGAUAUAUGCGGUCAAGACAAUGACUUGGACCCAUUCCCUUCUCGCAAUGUUUGCGCUGAAUCCAGACCAGAUCCUUCAACAAGGCAUCGAUUCGCUGCGGUCCAAGUUUGCUGACCGGAGCGAGUGGCUUCUUUGUAAAAUGUAUCGAAUGGACUUGGUUAACAGCUCAUAG